UACAUCUGUUGCUUUUUAAGAUAUUUGACAUUGAACAUUACUAUUAUUAUUAUUUAUACCAAAUUAUGCGACUAUCGACCGCUAACUCAUAGAUAUUGUGCGUAUUUAUUGACCUGGCGUGGCGGAAUUAACCUCUGACUUAUGCAAAUAAUGGAAGAGUGGUGCCACCUUCGUUACUCAUGAACCAUGAAGGAUGGGGACGAGAAUGACAGUGUGUCUAAGAACCAUACCAUUCAAAUGCACCAGAUUCCUGCUAUGAGCCAUGCAGGGGCGGCGGGGGGUCAGCAGGGCGGGCUGCAGACUCUGACCCUGGGGCAGUUACAGAGCCCGGGCUUGCAGCAGGGCCUGGUCUUCCAGAGCCUGUAUGGGCAGACAGCACUGCCUGUUCAGAUACCGGUGUCAAGUCCACUGGGUAACCUCCAGCUGUCAACAGCAGACUUACAGCAACUUCAGCAGCAAAUUCAAAUGCAACUCCAGCAGCAGCAGCUUCAGCAGUUACAGCAACAGCAGCAACAACUGCAACAACAAUCACAAGCUACAACACUGGCUACUCUGCAACAGCUGGCCCCCUGGUCCCUGCAGGCCCUACAGAGCCAGAUGCAGCCAGUGAGUACACUCCAGACAGGUCAGCUGACCUCUAUGCCCGGCAUGCAGCAGAUUGUGCUCAUCAGCCCUUCCCAGCUCACCAGCCUGGCCGGACUGCAAGGCCUGCAACCGCAGCUGAUGAUACAGGCACCGGGAACCAACCUGGUACUAGGCGGGUUCCUAAUCCCAGGUCUCACAGCGGCCAUACCAGCGAUAUCAAUCGCCCAGCCCCUCACCCCCAUCAAGCCUGACACCAUGACCACCCUAUCCCUGAGCCAGGCCACACACCAGCAGUUGCCUACGACAACCGCCAGCCAGCAAAAACCAUUGACCUUGACCCGGAUGGAUUCGGUUGGAAACUCUGAUAGCAUGUCGAUCAACGCGGAUAUCAGCACUUCUGGACUCGCCUCUCUGUUACCAGAAGAAAAUAUUGACCUUGAGGAGCUUGAGCAGUUUGCAAAGUCCUUCAAACGGAGGAGAAUAGAGCUAGGAUUCACACAAGGAGAUGUGGGCCUUGCCAUGGGUAAACUGUAUGGGAAUGACUUCAGCCAGACGACAAUCUCUCGCUUUGAGGCACUGAACCUGAGCUUUAAGAACAUGUGCAAACUAAAACCGUUGUUGAGCAAGUGGCUGGAUGACGCCAUUCAGGUCACAGCAAAUAAUAAUGCUGACGGUGACGGGGAUGAGGGUUCUAUGACGCCAGAGUCCAUCUCUAGGCGACGGAAGAAGCGUACCAGCAUUGAGACAACGCUACGUGUGACGCUGGAGAAGAGUUUUAUGAGCAAUCCUAAACCUACUGGAGAGGAAAUUGCCAAUUUGGCUGACAGUCUAAACAUGGAAAAGGAGGUUAUACGUGUGUGGUUCUGUAACCGACGGCAGAAAGAAAAACGUAUUAAUCCUUCCACCUCUUAUUCCACGUUGCAGAUGAUGAAUCAGACAUUUAGCGUUGUUGCUAACCCAUCCCAUACUACAUCUGCAAGCCAUGGGGUCAACGCAAACUCAGAUCAUCAGACGUCCACUGCGACCAGUGUCGGUGAUCUUAUUACAAACGCUACUAUGACAAACGCUCAGGGAAAAACGUUGCCAAUUUCGCUUUAUUGUAACAGCAAUAAUACAAUCACUAUAACCCCAUCAAACCUUUCAAAUGUUCUCACAGUUUUACCUGUGAAUUCAGAAGACAAAAUGAAUCACCACACAUCACAUAGUGGACAGAAUUUAAUUGUGCAUGCUGUUGUCAACAAGUCAUAGUAAUGAACAAUUUAUUUCUUAUAACAGAAAUGUGCUAUUGUAAGAUUUGUGAUGGUUUUUUAAUUAGGUCACACACAAUUAUAAAAUGUUUUUUUUAGUAUAUACUUCAAGUCGGUAGAAUUUUGUGAAUGUUUUUUACUGCUUACAUUAACAAAAUUUACCUGUGCUUUUGCUGAUGAGUUAAUUAUUAAUAUCACAUGUUCCCACAUUGUUAUAAUUUCUGUAGACUUAGCCCCUAAGUCACAAUUUUCUUGUUUAUAGCACGUUUUUCCAGCAAUACUAAUUAAAGUUUUAUGCACAUAUUUAAUCAAUGUAUGAUCUCUGCCAGUUUUAAAUCUUUCAAGUUUUCACCGCUAUUCUUUACCAAUAAAUUUACAUCAGGCAUGUUUUACAUGUUGUGCUCAAUAAGUAUGAACUAGGUGAAUACUUAAAGCAAAGAGCAAUGAAUGCAAAAACGAUACAAUAAUUGUAUUGACAAUUAACAUCUGGAGUAUGGAUGACCUGCAUGGCUGUAUACCCUUAUACAAAGUAAUACUAUAAGUUUUUGUCUGAUUAUGUCUUGUUAUUUUAUGUUAGUUAUACGUUUGAGAAGUUAUUUGUUUUAUUGAUGAUGUAUACAUUCUGAAAAGAACAAAGCAUUGCUCAGUUGUCUUUUAAUUGAGUUAUCAUUAAUAUAUAUUAUAAACCAAUAACAAACACAAAGUUCACAUUUUUACAUUACACAUGCAGUGCAAAUACAGAUGAUUACCAUGUGUUCAAGCCAUUGACAACAAUUUUGUGCAUUAUUUCGAGAUUUUAUUAUUUAGUUUUAUGCACAUUUUGAUCAAUGUUAAUGUGCAUAUUUCUUAAGUUUUUACUCCUAUUAAUUUACAUCUAUCAAUUAAUGAAUCUUUUAAUGGUAUUUGUUUUGUUUGAUUAUGCACUAGGGUUCUUCAAUAUGGCUCUCAUCUGUACGUAUCUUGUUUGUCAGGUAUGUGGGUAGCGUAGAAUACGAUGUGUAGUUGGUUAGAUACCCAAUCAUGCUUACUCAAAGUUUCAGUGCCAACGCAACUCUCUUGUUACACAUUUCAAAAUCCAUAUUUCAUUAUUUCCAUUGAGUAGCGUUCUGAGAAAACUGGGCUUAAUGCAUGUGUAUAAAGUGUCGUCCCAGAUUAGCCUGUGCAGUCCGCGCAGGCUAAUCAGGGACAACUCUGCUUAAACUAGAUUUUUGGUAAAAAGGGACUUCCUUUAAACGAAAAGUAUCAUUAAAGCGGAAAUGUCGUCCCUGAUUAGCCUGUGCGGACUGCACAGGCUAAUCUUGUACGACACUUUACGCACAUGCAUUUUGCCCAAUUUUCACAGAACAAGACACAUUUCAUUAUUUUCAUUUAUUACCUAUUUACAUACAUAUUUUACACUCUCACUUUCAUGAUUAACCCCUUAUUUCAUAGUUCCAUAUUUUACAAUACAUUGUACAUCCAAUUGUAACCACUGCAUCCUAAGUUUUAUGUUUCACAAUAAAUCAAUUUCUUUCAUUAUUUUUUAUACCGUAUUGAUCACAUUCACCUGGUUACAUAUUUCACAGUAAUUUUCACCCUUAUUUUAUUCACAUAAAUAUUGUUAUGCAUUAGAAUACAUUUGGGUAUUACCACGAUGGCAGCUAAAUUGUACAGACAAAACGUAGUUUUAUGAAUUUUUGAAUCUUUGGAUUUAUAAUACCUGCUAUGUAGUGUUGACUCGUAUCCUUGCAAAGCCUGUAUAAGUGUGUUUUUUAACCCAUUCCCUCUUAGAUACCUAUUUUGACGCAUUACUAUUUCCUUAGAAAGUUAUAUUCAAUUUUAGAACAUUCUUACUAGAUUAAAAUUUCAAAGUGUCCAAACCUUAGAUACUGAUGAGCAGCAAACAGCAUAAAACAUUAACAGACUGCGAGUUACUUGCAGGCUGUUCUAGUUUUAUGCUGUGUGCACAUAGCCAUUUUCGCUUUGCUUCUGAGUGGGAAAGGGUUAAAUAAAUACUUUAAGUAUCUAUUUGUGUCCAGAUUUCUUUGGUAUCACUGAUGUUACCGUAAUUAGUUGUGAUGUUUAAUUUUUAUGGUAGCAAAUGGGCAAGCUACUUAGUUUUCAGUUGUAUAUCCAGGGCGUGUUCAACCAUACCAUAGCUAAUAUGCAUCUUAAAACAAGUGAAACUUUACUAACUACUUUCCAAUUAGUUAAUAUAAUGCUUUCAAAACAUUCCUGUUGAAUGCAAGUUUGAGCCGCACUUGGGAAAACCAGGUUUAAUGCCAGUGUAUUAAGUGUUGUUCUAGAUUAGCCAGUGAUAUCGUCCCAGAUUAGUCAGUGCUAUCUGUGUUUAUGGAAUUUCGUGUUUAAACCACGUCCCUACUAAAGGAUAAUCCAGUGUGGUAUGUGUCAUCCCUGGCUGUUGAGAUCACACAGGCUAAUCUGGGACGACACUUUCAGCUUUUAUGUCAUUUUUCGUUUAAAUGAAGUCUCUUCUUAGCAAAAAUCCAAUUUAGGCGGAAAGUGUCAGCCCUGAUUAGCCUGUGCAGACUGCACAGGCUAAUGUGAGACGACACUUAACGCACAUGCAAUAUGCCCAUUUUUCUCAGAACGCGACUCAUAUUGUAAGAGCUUUGUUGUUGCAGUUUUUCCAUUCAUACAUGAAAUACAUGGUGUGUUGUAUUGACUUCUUUUUUGUAGAGUUUGUAACACUUUUGAAUUCUUUAGAAAAAAUAUUAUAUUUUCACUAUUUGCCUGCUAGGUAAUCUUGUUUAAGGUUUACUGAAUGGUAAAUGUAUCGUUAUUGUCUAAACAUUAAUAUUAAUGUGGCAUUGAAACAUUAAAGGAACUCAACACCCCAUGUGUAACCAACCACUGACUUUAAUUGUGCUACAACUUUUAAAGAUGCAUUUCAGCUGUGUUACCACAAUUAUUUUUCUCAGUAUUUUGUGAUGAACACAUGAGGAGAAGUCAAUAUCUUAAGUUGGAAUCUUGACAUUCUUAACAUGAAAGGAAAUCAAACAUUUUUGUAUUCCUUGCAACCUAAAUCAAGAAAAUAAGGACUCUGUCCAUUUUAAGUGUUACCAGGUAAUGGUUUUAUGGAGUAUAUGUACAAGUGUUGAAGUGCUGAUGAGUGUUAUGCAUUUAGUUAUUUGAUCCAGUUAGUCAUUCAUAACCAUCUCAGUGCCUCUUAUAUGGAAGGUUGUGAACAAUAAAAUAAACAUGUUCAUCAAAA
Molecule: messenger RNA, 5046 nt
Organism: Dreissena polymorpha
Lineage: Eukaryota; Metazoa; Mollusca; Bivalvia; Myida; Dreissenidae
Product: POU domain protein 2-like
Exons: 8
Coding region: 187-1833 (548 amino acids)
Biological process (GO): regulation of transcription by RNA polymerase II
Molecular function (GO): DNA-binding transcription factor activity, RNA polymerase II-specific; RNA polymerase II cis-regulatory region sequence-specific DNA binding
Source: RefSeq, a predicted model, not a curated record